CCAUGUUCCUUGCUUCCCGCUUUCUAGCAUUCCGUCACUCAAGCCUCACUGUCUCCAGACCAGAGCGGGUUAUGCGAUUUCUGGGAUUCAGGUGGUGUUUUUCGGUGCAUUGCUCUUCCAGCAUUCCUGUGAGUUUCAUUCGGCUUGCAUUGCAUGUGUCACGUCAUGCAGCCGAAGACUUACCGUAGCCGAAUUCUUGACGCUCUAGCGUCUGACGGAAGGUAUACAUCGAGCAUAUGAGCGGAUAGAAGUUAGGUGGACGCUUGUCGGCGUUAGUUUCUACGUAUUCCGCUAAGCAGCCGUGACAACCGGUCUGAAACAGCUGAAAGCCCAGGCAAGGAGAGGAGCGAUGACUGUCGAACGAUCUAGGUCAAGUGACGACUCGACUCCGCCGGUUCUCGGAUCCCCCCCACUCCUCCAUGACGAGAACCUCCCCGAACCGCUCUUCAUUUUACAACUGGAAGCCGAGGAUCACCUUAAGGCGUACGAGUCUCUGCGCGGCGCAAUUCUCUCGCCCUCGCAGGAUUCCCUCGGGGAGCGAUCGCGGCGGAAGGGGUCUUUUCCGCAAGUCGACGGCGGGAUUACCAUGCCACGGUUUGAAGACGCAUACCGCGGAAACCACCUUCCGCAAUCGCCCCUUAGCGGAAGCCACCUUCCGCAAUCGCCCCGCGGCGGCAAGCCUCGGCGGAGACACGCGGGAAGCCCCGUACCUCGACAUAGGCCCGAUCUCCUCCGCGGGGAUUCUCCGCCCGCGGGGAGUCCCCUGUCGCGCGCCGUCCACGCGCACAGUCCCUUGGGGCGCGCAAGAAUUGCGUCCCCGCGCGCGCUAAGCCCCAGGAAACACGGCGUCUCUGCGGGAAGUCCCCGCGCCACUGUCCCCUUCAAGGCGGCGCACCACCACCACGCGCGGAACGCGCGCCCCGCGCACGUCCUCCGCUUGCCGGACAACCCGCUCCUCGCGGAGAUCUUCUCCCCGCAUUCCUCCGCGGGGCCCAGGGCGCGCGGAUGUGCGGAAUCCUCGCGCGCAAGCGUCACUCCCAGGGACACUGCGCGGCCCCUUCCGGACGACUUCACUGCUGCGCGCAUCCCGGGGGGAGCUCCGCCAUCUCUAGCGGCUGAGAUUCCGCCCACGUUCUGGGAACUGCCCCCGGAACAGCAGCAGCAGGGGCGGGGGGAACUACCGCCGAGAGGCGCAGCAGAAGGGGCGGGCGUUCUGCGCCGAUGGCGCAGCUUCGGGCGGAGGAGUGUCGGCAACGGAAGCAGUAGACUUCAGAGCGGGUGCCACGUGGACGUCGAGACGAACGGCGAUACGACCGUCGAUACGAGCGGCGCAUCUGCGAAAACGUCUGGGGCUGGUGGGGGCAGCGGUGGGAGGGAGGUUCCGCGGAGCCGGCUAGACCUAGCCCAGCCUUUCCGCAUGGUCCGGAGUUUUUCCGCCCGCCUGGAGCGAGUUGAGCCAAAGCCCGACCCUGAAUUGUGGAGCGGAGGCCUGGAUUCUGAAGGGAGCCAGAGUGCUGGCAAAGCAUUUGUUGAAACGCAAGGAGUUGGUCGGCGGGGGGUGCGAGGGACGACAAAGGCGAAGUCUGAGCCGCUGAAGCCGAAGCACAGGAUGCGUGGAUGUGGCCGGGAGGGGUUGUGGGGGCAGGGUGGUGCGGACGGAGGGUAUGGCGGCGUUGCUGAAGGAUGUGCAGGGCCUAGAGGCGAACACGCAUGUGGGGAGGAUGGUAUUGGUCGUGCCGGUCAUGGCGGUGCUGAUGGUGCGGAUGGUUUUGGUGCUGUUCAUGCAUCAGCAGCUGAGGUUGGCAGAGAAAUUGGAUACGCUGCAAAAUUGGAUGCAGCGGUGGGAGGUGAGGAGGAAGAGGAGGUCCACCUAUCACGACCAUCCGUCUUAUCCGUAAUAUCAGCAGCCUUGCAAGGAAGGGGGAGGUCGAGGAAGGAGGAGACGCCUCGAAGGAUAGUCAGGCUGAAUUCACUAUCCAGCGUUUUGCCUGGCAAAUCCACAUACAUCCCAUUGUGAAUCUUCAGGCUGGGUGGCAUGGCUGAGACCCCUACUUCCCGUGUCAGGAGGACCAACCCUCACUGGCACAAUCCCCAGGAGUCAGAGCGUUCCGUUGUAGGACAACUAAAGUAAGGCGUGAUAUGUCAUGUUGUGAUGUUCUUAUAAUAUCGUACAGUAAUCGGGGCAUUAGCCACAAUAAUGGAUUGAAACUAAU
This is a messenger RNA of Closterium sp. NIES-67, 2213 nucleotides long. Lineage: Eukaryota; Viridiplantae; Streptophyta; Zygnematophyceae; Desmidiales; Closteriaceae. The record is from the annotation of a GenBank genome assembly.